Maylandia zebra (zebra mbuna) is the source of this 4581-nucleotide messenger RNA. It is a transcript of the gene aox6, whose product is annotated as aldehyde oxidase 6. The record is from RefSeq and is a predicted model, not a curated record. Gene Ontology annotation, molecular function: xanthine dehydrogenase activity; 2 iron, 2 sulfur cluster binding; iron ion binding. NCBI's taxonomy places the organism in Eukaryota, Metazoa, Chordata, Actinopteri, Cichliformes, Cichlidae.
GGGGUACUGAGCUACCUCCUGGAGAUAAAGUCGUCGUCACGGUCUUUAGUCACGCACUUGAAAGAUGUCUGCAGGAAAACAAGGAGACGCUCUGUGCUUCUUUAUCAACGGGAAAAAGGUGACUGAGAACCAUGCCGACCCGGAGACGAUGCUGUUGCCCUUCCUCAGGCAGAAGAUGAAAUUAACUGGAACCAAGUACGGCUGCGGCGGAGGAGGCUGUGGAGCGUGCACAGUUAUGGUGUCGCGCUACCAACCUGCAACGAAAUCCAUCAUCCAUUACUCAGCCAACGCCUGCCUGCUGCCGCUCUGUCAGCUCCACGGAGCCGCAGUCACCACAGUGGAGGGCAUUGGCAGCACCAAGACCAGGAUCCACCCGGUGCAGGAGCGAAUAGCCAAGGCUCACGGCUCCCAGUGUGGCUUCUGCACUCCGGGGAUGGUGAUGUCCACGUACGCUCUGCUGAGGAACAAACCGCAGCCCACCAUGGACGACAUCACCCAGGCUCUGGCUGGUAAUCUGUGUCGGUGUACCGGAUAUCGACCCAUUGUGGAAGGCUGCAGGACUUUCUGUCAGGAAGCCAACUGCUGCCAAGCCAAUGGUGCUGCAAACUGCUGCCUCAAUGGAGAGAAAAAUGGUGAUGAACCUGAGCAGGAAAAGCCUCAGCUCUUUGACAAACUGGAUCUUCUGCCAUUGGAUCCAACACAGGAGCUGAUCUUCCCUCCAGAGCUGAUUCUGAUGGCAGAUACAACGAGCCCUCAAACACUCACCUUUCAUGGGGAGAGGGUCACCUGGGUGUCUCCGGUUUCUCUGGAGGAGCUGAUCCAGCUCAAGGCCAAACAUCCCAAAGCUCCCCUGGUCAUGGGCAACACCAACAUAGGUCCAGACAUGAAGUUCAAAGGCAUCCUACAUCCGCUGAUCAUCUCUCCAACCAGAGUGAAGGGGCUGUUCGAGGUCUCUCAGACGCCACAGGGCGUUUGGGUGGGAGCGGGCUGCAGUUUGUCUGAGCUUCAUUCUGUCUUGGAGAAGCUGGUUCCUCAGUUCCCGGAGGAGAAGACUGAGGUGUUCAGAGCACUGAACCGGCAGCUGGGGAACCUGGGAAGUGUGCAGAUCCGAAACGUCGCUUCUCUGGGAGGAAACAUCGUGAGUGCGUACCCCAACUCGGACCUGAAUCCCAUUUUGGCUGCCGGCAACUGCAAAGUCAGCGUGAUUUCCAGCGGAGGAAGACGAGAGGUUCCCCUGAAUCAGGACUUCUUCGUGGGAUUUGGGAAAGUCAUCCUGCAGCCGGAGGAGAUUGUAGUCUCCGUUUUCAUCCCCUUUUCCAGAAAGGGGGAGUUUGUUCAGGCUUUACGCCACGCACCGAGGAAGGAGGCCUCCUUCGCCACCGUGACAGCCGGGAUGAGGGUGAUGUUCUCAGAGAGCUCCAGAGUGGUUCAGGAUGUCAGUAUUUACUACGGAGGGAUGGGCCCGACCACAGUCAGUGCAGCCAAAACCUGCCAGGCCAUCAUCAGGAGGCCGUGGGACGACGAGACCCUCGGCCAAGCCUACGACAUCCUUCUGGAAGAGCUGGCCCUCCCUCCUUCAGCUCCAGGAGGGAAGGUGGAGUUUCGUAGGUCUCUGACUCUUAGUCUGCUCUUCAAAUUCUACCUGGAGGUCCUGCACAAGCUGAAAGCAAUGAAUGUGAUCACAGACGAGGUCCCUGAGAAGAUACAACCUUUACCCAGAGAGAUCCAACCUGGCCUGCAGGAGUUCCAGCCUGUCUCAAAGGACCAGAGUAACCACGAUGCAGUAGGGCGUCCCAUGAUGCAUCGGUCCGCCAUCAGCCAGGCCACAGGCGAGGCUGUGUACUGCGAUGACCUCCCAAAGAUAGAGGGCGAGCUCUUCCUCAUGGUGGUCACCAGCUCCCGACCACACGCUAAGAUCACAGGGCUGGAUGUGAGCGAAGCCCUACAGCUUCCCGGCGUUGUCGACGUCAUCACAACCAAAGACAUUCCCGGGAAGAAAGUCCGCACAUUUUGCGGCUAUAAUGAGGAGCUGCUUGCCGAGAGCGAGGUGUCGUGCAUCGGUCAGAUGAUAUGUGCGGUGGUCGCCGACACAAAGGCGCACGCCAAACGAGGAGCAGCAGCUGUAAAGAUCAGCUAUGAAGACCUGCCCGAUCCCAUUUUCACCAUCGAGGAAGCCGUCGAGAAGUCAUCUUACUUUGAACCACGACGUUUGCUUCAGAGGGGAGAUGUGACUGAAGCCUUUAAAACUGUCGACAAGGUUUAUGAAGGGGAGAUUCGAAUUGGAGGCCAGGAGCAUUUCUACAUGGAGACGCAGAGCAUGCUGGUGGUUCCCGUCGGCGAGGAGAUGGAGUUCAACGUUUACAUCUCCACUCAGUGGCCAACUUUGAUUCAGGAUGCUGUUGCCGAGACAUUGAACAUCGCAUCCAACAGAGUCACUUGUCAUGUCAAAAGAGUGGGCGGAGCCUUUGGAGGGAAGGUCACCAGAACCUCAGUUUUGGCUUCUAUCACCUCGGUGGCUGCUUGGAAGACCAAUCGUGCCGUCCGCUGUGUCCUGGAGCGCGGCGAGGACAUGCUCAUUACAGGAGGCCGACAUCCCACCCUGGGAAAAUAUAAGGUGGGUUUCAUGAAUGAUGGGAAGAUUGUUGCUGCAGAUUUCCAGUUCUUUGCCAACAGUGGCAACACUGUAGAUGAGUCUCCCUUGGUUGCUGAGAAGAUGGUCCUCCACAUGGACACCGCGUACAACAUCCCCAAUCUGCGAGGUCGCGGCACCGCAUGCAAGACCAACCUGCCAUCAAACACUGCCUUCAGGGGCUUUGGGGUGCCCCAGGGCCUGCUGAUCGUGGAGAACAUGAUCAACGACGUUGCCAUGGUGUUGGGAUGCCCCGCCGACAAGAUUCGGGAGAUGAACAUGUACAGGGGCCCUUCGACCACCCACUACAAGUUUGAGUUCAACCCCGAGAACUUGCUGCGCUGCUGGGAAGAGUGCAAGCGCCGGUCUGACUACAGUGCCCGCCGUGGCGCCAUCGAGCAGUUUAACGAGCAGAACCGCUGGAAGAAGAGGGGGAUUUCCAUCAUCCCCAUCAAAUAUGGCAUCGCCUUUUCAGAUGGCUUCCUUAAUCAGGCUGCAGCUUUGGUCCACAUCUACAAAGAUUGUUCGGUUCUGGUGAGUCACGGUGGGACGGAGAUGGGUCAGGGAGUCCACACGAAAAUGCAGCAGAUUGCGAGCCGGGAGCUUCACAUCCCGCCCUCAAAGAUCUACAUCAGUGAAACCAGCACCAACACCGUUCCCAACACUUGCCCAUCUGCUGCGUCCUUUGGUACCGAUGCUAACGGCAUGGCGGUCAAAGAUGCCUGCCAGAUUCUGUACCAGCGACUGGAGCCAAUCAGAAAGAAGAACCCCAAAGGAACCUGGGAGAGCUGGGCCAAUAAAGCAUUUAUGGAGAAGAUCAGUUUGUCAGCGACUGGAUUUUACAAAGGUCCUGACCUUUACGUCGACUGGGACAAGAUGGAGGGCCAGCCUUAUGCUUACUACACCUACGGAGUGAGCUGCUCUGAGGUGGAGCUGGAUUGCCUCACCGGAGAAUACAGGACGUUGAGGACUGACAUCGUAGUGGAUAUCGGCAAAAGUGUGAACCCAUCUGUGGACAUGGGCCAGAUUGAGGGAGCGUUCAUGCAGGGUUUGGGUCUCUACACUCUGGAGGAGCUGAAGUUUUCUCCCUUCGGGCUGCUGUACACUCGAGGACCGUCUCAGUACAAGAUCCCGGCGGUCUGCGAUGUGCCGCUGCAGUUUAACGUCUACCUGCUGCCCGACUCUGACAACCCCUACGCCAUCUACUCUUCAAAGGGUAUUGGAGAACCCACCCUCUUCUUGGGCAGUUCGGUGUUCUUCGCCAUCAAAGACGCCGUGGCUGCUGCUCGCUCCGAUUCUGGUUUGAAGGGACCCUUUUCUCUAAACUCCCCUGCAACACCAGAGAGGGCCUGCUUAGCCUCUGCCUCCCCAUUCACUCAGAAGGUUCCAGCCAGCAAACCAGGGUCUUUCAAGCCGUGGGCCUUGGACAUCUGAGACUGAAUCAAACUAAAGAUUUUAAACUAAUCAUUUUUAGCUAAUAUCAGGUGAAAUUCACUUAGAGUAGCAAAAAAUACCAGCCGCGGGGCAAAGGUGCUUUUAAUCCACUUCAGUGUUUAACACCUUUACAGAUUUUAUUGUAUCAUUGAAUUUAAGAUUUCAGAAGCUAAACACAAAUCACUGCGAUGCACACGUCACACCUACCCACUGAGUCAAAUACACACGGUUAACGCUGUUGUGCAGUCAAAUUUCCUUUGAUUUAAGACUGCAUGUUUCACUUGCACAGAAUCUGUCCGAUGAUCAUUUCUCUUCUUUUUCUUUUUUUGUGGUGGUCCACCACAUGCACAGUGCAGUUAGUUUUUAAUCUUUUAUAGAUAUCUUUUUUUAGUUAUUCUGUUACCAAAUGUAACCAGAAUUGUGGCCACUCGAGUGGGUUUCAGCCCGCAGACGUGUUCCUCAUUUUUAUUAAUUUUAAACACAAAGAAUCAACAUUGUGAUUGAAUUAGAUUAUCAGA